AUGACUACUAGCACACACUACUGCGAAUCCAGAUCACCUACUUCGUUUCGACGAUGCGUCGUCUGUGGUUCAAAGUCAAUUGGAAUAAACUUCGGUGUUCAAUCUUGUGCUCCUUGUAAAGCCUUUUUCCGACGAAAUGCAAGACGAAAGGAACUUCUGGAACUACCGUGUCGACACCGUGAUCUGAGUAGUCUGUUGGAAAAUGAGAAUGAAGCGAAUGGAAGGUCAAUGCGUUAUCUACAAAUUCGUCGAUGUUCAUCAUGUCGGUUGCGUCGAAGUUUUGAGAUGGGUAUGAAAGAAGAACUGGUGCGGACGGAUGAAGAAAAUGAACGGUACAGACAAAUGCUUGAUGUAAAUCGACGACAACGAGAAUUGUUGAAAAAACAGCUUCAGGAAAUUAAAGAAAUAUCUGUUCCGCGGAGCCUAUGUCAAGUUGCACAAAAAGGUCAUAUCGAAAAUUACAUAAUCAAUGAUAUUGACUUGUUGGCAGAGAUCGAUUGGUCACAUCUCUCAAAUAUUUCUUAUGCAUACGAUUCAUGUUGUGUCAAAUCUUAUGUCCGACAACGUACAGCAACAAUUUUCAAUGGAACAUCAAGUGUUUCAGAUAAUCAAUCAAUCAAUAUUUAUCCUACAGUUGUUACAACGAGUAUCGUUCUAUCGGUCUCAUCCUUUCUCAAGUCAUUACCAGCUUUUUAUUCUCUCCCGCGAGUUAUUCGUAAUUACCUUUGCAAAACAAAUAUUCGACCUUUGAUCUUCCCAAAUAUCUAUGAACUUCAACAAUGUUGUUACCACGAGCCGUGGCAGGCAGCUGUUUUCAAAGCAACCUGGCAACUGAUGUGUGGUCCACAGCUUUAUCCACAAUUUCAGCAAGCAGAACUAUUAGCCUCAAAGAGUUUAGUCACUGAUCCGAUCGCGACCCGCCUGUUUUUCAUCAUUCUAUUCUUCUCCACUCCUCUUCAUUAUCACCAAGACAGUGCAACACCAACAAAAGUUCUUAAGAAGAAGCGACCUGUCACUAACACUCAAAAUGCAUACAUCACUCUCCUGUGGAAGUAUCUCUCAUAUCGGUAUGACGAACUGCCACAAAAGUUAUUAAUCAACAAUAAUCUAUCGACGUGCAUUCGACAACUAGUCAAUGAAAUAAUGAUUUUCUCUGAUGACACAAUGGCUAAUGCUCUCACGAGCAAGGCACUUGAAUCAAUGACUACUAGCACACACUACUGCGGAUCCAGGUCACCUACUUCGUUUCGACGAUGCGUCGUCUGUGGUUCAAAGUCAAUUGGAAUAAACUUCGGUGUUCAAUCUUGUGCUCCUUGUAAAGCCUUUUUCCGACGAAAUGCAAGACGAAAGGAACUUCUGGAACUACCGUGUCGACACCGUGAUCUGAGUAGUCUGUUGGAAAAUGAGAAUGAAGCGAAUGGAAGAUCAAUGCGUUAUCUACAAAUUCGUCGAUGUUCAUCAUGUCGGUUGCGUCGAAGUUUUGAGAUGGGUAUGAAAGAAGAACUGGUGCGAACGGAUGAAGAAAAUGAACGAUAUAAGCAAUUAGUCGAUAUAAAUCGACAAAGACGAGAAUUAUUGCGACAACAACUACUGGAAAUGAAAGCAUUGCCUAUUCCUCAGUGUAUUUUCGCCAAUGCGGAACUGUCACACGAAAUAGACUGGACUCAUCUCUCGAACAUUGUCUAUGCAUAUAAUUCAUGCUGUAUUCAAACCUAUGUUCGGCAACGCACAAGUGUCAUAUUUAAAGAUCAUGCGUCAACAAAAUCUGAUCCUCAAUUGAACAGUGUUUGUCCAACCUCUGCUGCUAUGAGUAUCGUUCUAUCGGUUUCAUCCUUUCUCAAGUCAUUACCAGCUUUUUAUUCUCUCCCGCGAGUUAUUCGUAAUUACCUUUGCAAAACAAAUAUUCGACCUUUGAUCUUCCCAAAUAUCCAUGAACUUCAACAAUGUUGUUACCACGAGCCGUGGCAGAUGGACGUCCUCGAAGGUACUUGGCGAAUUAUGUGUGGUCCACAGCUUUAUCCACAAUUUCAGCAAGCAGAACUAUUAGCCUCAAAGAGUUUAGUCACUGAUCCGAUUGCGAUCCGCCUGUUUUUCAUCAUUCUAUUCUUCUCCACUCCUCUUCAUUAUCACCAGGACAGUGCAACACCAACAAAAGUUCUUAAGAAGAAGCGACCUGUCACUGACACUCAAAAUGCAUACAUCACUCUCCUGUGGAAGUAUCUCUCAUAUCGGUAUGGUUCGAUGGAGACAGUUCGAAUCUAUACACACUUGGUUCAUGUAUAUAUAAAAAUGCAGACGGUGGGAUUCGGAAUCUACACUCGGCUGGCAACACAGAAGAACUUGAUGCCGACGAAUGAAACACUGAACAAACUAGUCGCAAUAGAUGUUCAUGAGGUUCAAAUCAGUUAG
Molecule: messenger RNA, 2409 nt
Organism: Adineta ricciae
Lineage: Eukaryota; Metazoa; Rotifera; Eurotatoria; Adinetida; Adinetidae
Source: the annotation of a GenBank genome assembly